This is a messenger RNA of Drosophila albomicans, 1737 nucleotides long. RefSeq lists its product as uncharacterized. The record is from RefSeq and is a predicted model, not a curated record. The transcript is spliced from 3 exons. NCBI's taxonomy places the organism in Eukaryota, Metazoa, Arthropoda, Insecta, Diptera, Drosophilidae. The coding region runs from base 338 to 868 and encodes 176 amino acids.
GCAUUCGCGAGCAGUCAGUACAACACGGUUCGUGGUCCGCUCCGUUGCUGCUGCUCUCUAAAAGGCAAAAGCAUCAACAUCGGCAACAUCAUCAUCGGCAACUGCAACAGCAACAGUCGCACACAACCCACGCACAGUUUUUAGUGUCUCAGUGUUGCUGAGUGUGAACGGGUUCUCUCGUCUCUCGGUUCUUGUUUCGCACAAAACGAGAAAAAAAAAAGAAAUAAGCAUAACAACAACAGAGCGGAAAAGUGAAAAGAAUUUCGAUUUGGACACUACACGACAUUAUCAUAAUUACAUUUCUGCCAUCUAUAUUAUCUGGCCCCAAACAAACAAAAUGCCGACAAUGACGCAUCUGCUGCUGCUGUCAGUUAUCAUCGCAUCUCUGCAUCUGGCAGUUUCAGCCCAUACUGUCGAAGAUUAUUACGAUGACACUGAAGCACCGCAACAGCCCGGAAAUUUGGAAAAGGUAACAGAGGCCCCCAUAAAAGCCUUCUUUAAGGAGGGGCACGCCAUUGUCUAUGCGAAUCGCAGUGCGGAAAGUGUGAAACUCGAUUGCCCAGUUCAAAACUAUGAUGGCAAUCAUCAUGUGAUUAUGUGGUAUCAGGAUGAAUCGGCGAUUUCCUCCGGCAACAAGUCGAUGGCCAAAGACAUCACCAUCGACGAUCACUUCACCCUGACCGUACCCCUGGAGAAUGCCACCCAUUACAACUUUUCCUGUCUAGUUCAUCCGUACGAAGUGCGACGAUAUGUCACCAUUCAGUACCAGGCCACAAGUGGGGCUUCAUCCAUAGGCUGGCCAGCUGUGAUGGGUUGCAUAUUUGUGGUUGCCACGGCGUUCCUGCAUCCAGCAACACCUCGCUACUGAAGCGCUUGCAUGUGGCACACAUUUAACCAACUGCACCACCGGCACUUGAACUACCUUGCAGUAGGAUUAGACUAACUAUGAUCUAUGUAUUGUAAUUACUUGGAACUGCGCACAGUCAGAGGCGAGCUUGGAGCUUCAGUUGUUGUUCGGCCUGUUUUCGAGUUAAGGAUUCCUUGGUUGUCCUUCAGUGGGACUUCAGACGAUGGCUUAUCUAGUUAAAUGUUAGGUGUUGCUUUAUUACUAGUAGUUUAGACCUAAGAGAUCAUAUAUACAUAUAUACUCCAAUAUAUAUAGUAUGUGUCUAAUUUUAGAUGGUUUGUAUGUGUAUAUAGUAUACGAGUCCAGACAUCGGUAUGUUUAUGUUCAUGUUAAAGCUACUACUUUUCCGACUAUCAAAGGUAUUAUCUUAUUUCCAGUCUUUAUAUCAAAUUUCUAAACUGCUCUCAAAGCUACAACACAUUUCUGCAAGCCUAACCAAAUAUAUAACGCAACAAAUCGGCCUUAAAACAUAUAAAUAUUUGCCUUAGAAUUCAAAGAAUAUAAAACAUAUUUAACUAAAAAAGAGUUUAAGAUAAUAAAGCUAGAAUGGAAGAUAAAAUUUAUUGCAGCAUUUUUAAAGUUCAAUUAUAGAAACGAUGCCUUGAAGGUCUUCUAAAUCACUGAAAGUCAUAGCAAACAUCUUUGGUUUAGUAUAAUCAGUUCAAGAUUAACGAAGAUUCAAAAAAGUAUCUCAAGCAAGUUUAUGUUAAGCUUUAAGUUGUAUUCAUACAUAUAUACAUAGUAUUUUGUUGAACAGUUUUUUAGUGUCUUACAAGUAACUUUGCAAUUCCCUAAAAGAGUAUAAUAAAAAUGAGCUUCUAUAAACAAGA